ACAAGAGUUGUUCAACUAUGCGUGACAGGAUCGUCGACAUACCUUAAGACAACAGACCAGAGCGGACACGGAACGGGCAGGGUCAUACGAAAUUCGUGUGAAACUAAAAACAGCUAAACCAUGAGGGAGCGGGGAUGUAGUAAAGUUGAAGUAUGUCUUACAACGGCAAAUAUUAUUGGAGUUAUAGCUAUAGUUAUGAUAGCUGCCGUCAUCGGCACUGACAGAUGGGUGAUGUGGACUGUGGACAGGACUAAACUAACUGCAGUCCAGCGAGGAGAUACUACCAGCGCCCGUUUCUACCACACCCGACAUCGGGGAAUGUUUCGAGAGUGUUAUCCUGGCAACGACACUUCAUUUUUAGACAAUUCAAAUGAUGUCAUUGACAAGAACUGCUUCCAACUGAAUUUCGUUGACAACAUAGAUGGGUCAAGCGCCGAGUACCAACUCAUGAUAGGACUGUACACUUCUUUCAUGGCCUUGUUCGUGGUGGCAGAGAUUGUAUUUGUUGUGGCAUACAUCUUGGGGUUGUGUCUCUGUGUCAGAAGAUUACAUUCACAGGCAUGCUAUGCCUCCAUUUUCUGCUUUAUAGCCGCAUUCAUACUGGCCCUGGGGAUGGCCCUGUUCCAUGCCUCAAUAUACGUGCAGAGGGAACAAGUGAGGGACGUGCUAACAGACCGACAGAAAUAUUAUCAAAUGUGGCCAAACGAGCUGAAGCUGGCUACUGUGCGUGAAUUCAAGGAAUCCUACAUCGUCGCAUGGGUUGGAUUAAUCCUUGCCGCGAUAACUGCUAUCUGCUAUGGUUUGGCUGCAAAGUUCCUGGCAGACAACAAACACAGACGACGUCCAUACCCCGAGAAGGCGUAUCGUGAGCCAUAUUUCUAUGACAAUCCUCAGUAUGCUCUCGACCCAUACCAACCCAAGGUUAUUCCAGUGGAAUACCCAACCUAUGCCCCUCGCCCACAAUACUAUGACGCACCAAGACCCAUAAUGUAUUCUGCUGAUGGCUAUCGAGAGGAUAUGCCUGGAUAUAGGAUACGGGAACUGACACAAUAGGCAGAGCACACAUAAGCCAUGCGAUCUGUCUAAAAAAGUAAAUUCCGAAUUGCAAUAUAAACCAGAUCAUGCCAGUUAAAGAUCUGUAUUUUGUUGAACUAACAUUAACAGCUGCCUCAACUGAACCAAGAAAAUAACGUGCCUUUGUAUAGAUGUUUAUGAUAGAUUCUCCACAGCUGGCAUGCUUGUGCUGAUCUUUUAUCUUUCCAGAUAUUUUAAACAUAUAAUGAUAAACACAUAUUCUGCAAAUAAUACAAUGGAUAUUGAAAGGCAAAGAUUACUACCCCGACCUUCAGCUGGACACUCAUAUAGUCACUAUACAAAACUCCUUCUGUUUUAUUCUUACUGUGUAACCAAAAUCUCGUUUUCCCUAAUAUUAUAAUACUCCCAUCAAAACAAUUACCUUCUCAUAAAUUGAAUAUGGUUUCGUUGUGUAUGCUAAUUUUACAAAAUGAAAAAAACGCAUUAUAAUAUUCUUGUCUUCGUGUCACUGAAACAGACAUGUCCAAGGGGUGCACCGUAUAUUGUUUACAUUUUGAUGUAUAUAUUUUUAUAAAACUUCAUUCAACUUGUUCGCGAUAAGUCUUAUUUGCUUUUUUUAACUAUUGCAAACGAAAAUAAAAAUACGUUUGCAUUCAUUAUGAUAUUACUCCAAAGCAGUUACAUGUAUCACAACAUAUUACAAACAUAAUCAGGUUAACUCUAGAUAAUUAAUAUAUAUCAAAUAAUAUUAUUCCUGGAGUUCAAGGGUCUCUCUGUCUUUGUAAAGUAAUAGUGUGUCAUAAUUACAAUUGUAAUAAUAAGUGCACCAAAACAUAGUCCGUACAAUGAAACAUUAAAUUUUAUGUAACGCAUUAUGUAACAACAAUAUGUACAGGCUUUAUGAUUGGAAUAUACAAGAUUUGUAGGGUAGUGUUGUCUAGGUGUCAGGUUAACUCGUCACGUGGAACAUGGCACAAAACUCAAGUAUGUUCGGUUGAAUUCCAGCGAUAAGCAAUUUGUUUACAAUCAGUAAAGAUAACUAUAAAUUAAUAUGUCAAUAUCUGUUACGUUUCAUUCAGAAAAUAUUGGUAUUAUGGUAUGGAGUCAUUUGUGACACUAAUUUUGUUUGCAUUGAAGAAGUUUAACAAAACUGGACAUACUUGAUCAAAUUUGUCUUGAAUUUGACUGAUUUAACGCAAAUUAAUGAAUAACUUUAUACAAGCUUGCUACAAUGUAUUACUACUUUGACCAUAUAUGAGUCAAACUAAAUGGCAUCAAACAGGAAUAAAAGCAGAUGUUAGUGAGAAUGCAUGUCACUGGAAAUUUCUGAAAGUCUAAAGUUAUCGUCUGUUACAUGUUUGGCAUGCUGGGGUUGAUUCUGUUUCAACGAGAUGCAAACAUCUUUCAGUUCAACAUGAUUUUAAUGGACAACGUCAGUUAUUAUUAUUUGUGUCAGCCCUAGGAUGAGAUAGCUUUGAAAUACAACAGAGAACGUAUGUAUUUAGGUAUAUUCAAACAGUCUUAUGAUCUGAGACGGAGAUGCUUGUGAUAAAGAAGGUAUCUAUCCACAUGUCAGUUAUAUAUUGAAUCUAAUCUCUCUAUAACAAAUGUGCGGCCAAUGUGUAACAAUAUAUUUUAGUUGCUUAUAGCUUACGUGUUCCUGAUGUGUAUAUAUCGAUUCAGAAUAAACUGUUAUUCAUA
Haliotis rufescens (red abalone) is the source of this 2736-nucleotide messenger RNA. RefSeq lists its product as uncharacterized. Gene Ontology annotation, cellular component: membrane. The transcript is spliced from 5 exons. The record is from RefSeq and is a predicted model, not a curated record. Bases 121 to 1053 code for a protein of 310 amino acids. NCBI's taxonomy places the organism in Eukaryota, Metazoa, Mollusca, Gastropoda, Lepetellida, Haliotidae.